AUGGCUGUGUGCAGGAGCUUUUUGCCGGAGGGCACUGUUAGCAAAGCACGCUUGUCGCUGCUUCGCCAAUUUCAACGUGCUGGCUUGCUCGCAGACGGCUGUCCACCGGGCCAGGCAGUAUGUGGAGCAAACAUCGAAAACGGCAAGCCCGAAUGUUUCUGCUCGGAAGAGGUGUUGGACGUCUUGAAUGAUAACGACUUGUUUAAGUUCUUGGACUCUUUGUUUGAUGAUGCUGUGGAAGUGGUCUUCGAUUCAGCCAACCUGCGUGCUGUGAAGCCGGGGCAGCGCACUGGAUUCCACACUGACUCUGUCUACAUGGGCAAGCUCAUGGUACCUGGCCGACCCCCAGUCCUGGCAUGCUGGAUUGCGCUGAUGCCAAUUUCCCUCGAGUUGGGGGGCCUCGCCCUGUGCCGGGGUUCAAACUCACAUCCAGGAUUUGAGAUACUGCGCAGAACUUAUGGAGAGCUGGACCUAGAUGAGAACGACAUUGGGGGCACUGGUUGGUUUUCCGAGGAUCCCGAAGAAGUCUCAAGAUUGGGUGGUCUCUGGGAAACAGCCGCAUACGGAGCAGGAGACGUUGUGAUUUUCACAAUGCACACCAUGCAUGGCAGCUCCACGAAUCGCACAGAUUCGUGGCGCCUCUCCGUGGAUUUCCGUGUGCAACCUUCUCAUGCACCACCGACACUGGUUUCCCAAAACAAGGGCAGGUGGUCUCGGCUCCGUCACAGCCAAUCGGAGUUUCCACGUAGUAUGGACGAGGCCAAGGCUGCAUGGAACCUGCACGAGGCAGCUCGUGGCUCGAAGCGUCCUGCUGAUGAGCCUGUCGAAAACGGCCGUGCACAUGAUGCCUCCAUCUGCUGUUGUUUUUGCUAUCGGGCCGGGUUCUGGUACAAACUUUGGAAAGCAUCCUUUGGCCCGAAACUGUUGCCACAGAUCUGCAUCGGCGAAGAAUGUUUAAGAUUUGUCCAUAUGCUCUAG
Symbiodinium sp. CCMP2592 is the source of this 978-nucleotide messenger RNA. NCBI's taxonomy places the organism in Eukaryota, Dinophyceae, Suessiales, Symbiodiniaceae. The record is from the annotation of a GenBank genome assembly.